Messenger RNA from Pygocentrus nattereri (red-bellied piranha), 2298 nucleotides. Its product is annotated as membrane-spanning 4-domains subfamily A member 4A-like. The record is from RefSeq and is a predicted model, not a curated record. NCBI's taxonomy places the organism in Eukaryota, Metazoa, Chordata, Actinopteri, Characiformes, Serrasalmidae. Bases 121 to 954 code for a protein of 277 amino acids. Gene Ontology annotation, cellular component: membrane. The transcript has 8 exons.
GUCGGAUAAACCAAAGAAGUUAAAAGGGGCCAAGUGAAUGAAACGGAUGAUAAAACGCCCAACAGUUCAUUCGGAUCUACACGAACAUUUUUACUUCAGGUGAACACGUUUCCAUUAAGGAUGGCCACUACUGCUGUACCUGACAAUAAUCUAAGAAAUGGCUUCGUUGUGGUGACCCAACUGGUCCCAACAGUGGCAUCAGGGCAAAAUGCAGUUGGGGCUGGCCCAGGGGUCUCUACUGUUGGAGUCCCUGUUGUCACACCUGUCAAUAACAUCAACACAGUAAUAUCUGCUCCAGACUCACUUCAGAAAUUUCUGAAAUCCCAGCCACAAGCUCUCGGGACUGUUCAAAUAAUGAUUGGAAUCAUAACUUUCCUGUUCGGCAUCGUGUUGACAGUCGUCGAGCCAACGAUUUCUGUCUACAGUGGAGUUGUUUACUGGAGCCCUCUGUUCUACAUCAUCACUGGCUCUCUGACCAUUGCAGCAGAGAAAAAACUGAAUGCCUGUUUGGUGAAAGGCUCUCUGGGAAUGAAUGUGGUCAGUAUUAUAAUCGCAGCAACAGCUUUCAUUCUACUGCUAAUGGAUCUUUUAGUAUAUCAAUACGACCCUUGCUACAACUACUAUGAAUGUGAGAUUUACAAUAGAUUGUUGCAGACUAGGACCUAUGGGAUCAGUGGAGUGCUGCUGGUUUUGUCUCUGCUUCAGUUAAUCAUCUCCAUCUUCAUCUCAGCGUUUGGAUGCAAAGCCACCUGUUGCACUGAACCAGUGGUCUCUGUCGUAACUGUGGCUCCGAACUAUGCAGCAUGCUGUUCAAGGGUCAAUCCAUUCCAAACUCACAGUGGUCAACAGGAUGUGCUAUACAUCCAAAAUUCUGGCGUGACUGUGAACAACCCCCCUACAGAAAAUCCUCCAGCGUACAGUGUGACCUUACCAAAACCAGAAGCCUGUGCAUGAAGGCAGAAAAAGGCCUGGAGAAGAACUACAAGUCCUAACAUGCUGAUUGAGGAAGCUUGAUUUUGGUUAUAAUGCUUUAAAUAAUAUACAGUGGGGUUGAAAAGUCUAAGACCAUUAAUGAAAACAUUUCUAUUUUACACUGUAUUUUUUAACAAAUGAUAUUAUCAGCGUAGCAAUUUGAAGGAAAAGUAAAAUCUUUAAAAUAUUUACAGAAUUUGAACCAUAUAUCUUGCUUCACUUUUAGGGACAACAUGUACUAGAGCUGCAUGAACUCCACAAGUUUGUGGUGAGCAGAUCAAAUGAGUCUACUGAAUACAAGCUUCAGUGGACGAGAUAAGACUAACAAACAAUAUGACCACUCUAUAUAAAGACUUCAAUUUGAUCAAUUUUGAAAUUUAUACAUUUAUGCACAUAGUGCAAAACAGUGCAGAUUCUUCAAGAUUUUCUAUUUUAUUUUAGUUUUAUUUUUCAUAAUUCUAAACAUUCUGUGGCUUAUUUUUUAGGCUUAAGUGAAAACAUUCCCAGAUUUAUAUUGUGGUUUGGAACUUUUGGACCCUACCUCAUGGUUCAAUUUUUUUCUGAACAAUUUGAAUGGUCACCUGACCUUUACAUUGUACAGACAUUUCGUGAUGAAAUGUAGGAGUUCCUACUGUUGGCGUCCCUAAUGUAGGAGCUUCUACUGUUACAGUACCUAAUGUUAGUGUCCACAGUGUUGUAGUGCCACAUUCUUUUUGUUCAGUCUAUAAAUAGAUUGCUUCUUUGUUGCUAAAUAUUAAAGUGAUGAUUUGGCAGGACUAUUGUAAGAUAAUGGUAGCAAGCAGGUCUCAAAAACCAUCAGUAAGCUGUACUGGCACAUGUGUGCGUGUGCACCAAUUAUUGUGCAAGGCCUUAUCCGUGAACUAGAUACCAGUACAGUAAUAAACGAGGUAAUACAUGUAAUGAGGAAAUAAGACAAGCCCUUGUGAGUGACCUCAAAACUGCCUUCCUUGUCAUACACUGUCAUCAGAGGCAGAGCCAGCAGGGGUGGUGUGGUGAGGGCAUUGUCUCAGGCCCUGCUCUUGUGGGGGUCCCAAUACAUUGAAGUAAACAGAAUGAUGCAUUGUUCCAUAUUUAAGUGUGCUCUUUGUAGAGGAUGUCAUGUAAUUUUAAUAGAAGUGUUCAAACCUUUGCAAUGACUAUAAAUGGGUCAUUCUCACAAAACUGCCUCAAGUUCAUAAAUACUUGAGAGCCAAAGUAUCACUUUGAUUAAAAUUAAAAUAAUUUAGUUUAAUAAAGCAAUUUUAUUAUUUUUUCUAUUACAAUGUUUUUUCGGAUAUAAUUCUUUUUCAAAUAAACAUAAAAACA